Messenger RNA from Drosophila guanche, 2303 nucleotides. RefSeq names its product carnitine O-acetyltransferase (gene CRAT). NCBI's taxonomy places the organism in Eukaryota, Metazoa, Arthropoda, Insecta, Diptera, Drosophilidae. The transcript is spliced from 6 exons. Gene Ontology annotation, cellular component: peroxisome. Gene Ontology annotation, molecular function: carnitine O-acetyltransferase activity. The record is from RefSeq and is a predicted model, not a curated record. The coding region runs from base 184 to 2136 and encodes 650 amino acids. Gene Ontology annotation, biological process: carnitine metabolic process, CoA-linked.
AAAACAAUAACAAUUGCAGUGAUAAAAUUAGUUUAAAUAUGUUUAACUGGUUAACAACUGUGCAAAAUUUAUAGUUUUAACUAUAAGAACACCAACUGACAGUGACCGUAUUCGCGCGGUGGGAAGCAUACUUCAAAGAGAAGCUCGUUGUUUGAUAAAUCCUUUGAGAAGCCCAGCGCCGAAAUGAGAUAUCUGGGCAAUGGAAAAGUGUUAUGGAACUUGACAAAGAACUCCAUCAGUCAUCAGUCGCCCAAUGCGCUUGCCAAUCUGCAUCUGCAUCCCGCCAGCUACAGCAGCAGUAAGAAACCCACCGCGCCACCAACCGAGCGACAGAAACAAAAUCUCUUGACAUACCAUGUCCUACCGCUUGAUGAAACAUUGAAUCGUUUCACCAGCACUGUCGAGCCUCUGCUGACACCUGAAGAAUUUAAGCUUCAGAAGAAAAUCAACGAUGAUUUCAAGCAUAAAGAGGGCGACCAGUUGCAGAUGCUCCUGGAGGAUGUGGGCAAGGCAGAGAAGAAUUGGUUGGCCCCACGCUGGCUUAAGGCCGCCUACUUGCAGUAUCGGUCUCCAGUCACUGUCUACGUUAGCCCUGGAAUGACAUUCCCCAGGCAAAACUUCAAGGAUGCGCAUGCCGUUGUCGACUACACGUCCAAAGUGAUUUUUGGCCUGGGCGAGUUUAACGAUAUUGUGCAUGCGGGCAAGAUACCCGUGGUGAAGAUGGGCAAAAAUGAGCUGGAUAAUGGACAGUUUGGCAAAGUCUUUGGCACGUGCCGCAUCCCAAAGCGCAUUACUGAUGAGCUUGUCUAUAAUCCCCGUUCAAACUAUGUGGUUGUCAUUUACAAGAAUCAUUUCUACAAAAUGCAACUCUACAAUAAGGAAGGAAAGUUGAUUGCCUCGCGAGCGCUGGCCAGCCAACUGGAAGAGAUUGUAGCCAAGGAGACAACAGCUGGAGUGCCGUACGGGAUACUGACCACAGACACGCGAGACAACUGGGCCGAGGCCUACGAGCAUUUGUCGUCAUUGCCGGGAAACAAAGCCACAAUUGACACCAUCCAAGGUGCUUUGUUCACUGUAUCGUUGGAUGAAUGUACAGAUCUUGCGGCAAAUGAAGAGAGCAAUGAACUGAUUCUGGGACUCAUACAUGGCGGUGGCAGUAAGGUGAACAGCGGCAAUCGUUGGAUGGAUAAAACAAUUCAAUUAGUUGUAAAUCCCAAUGGAAAUGUUGGCUUCACCUACGAACACUCUCCAGCUGAGGGCCAGCCCAUAGCCAUGAUGAUGGAUUAUGUGGUUAAAAAGAUGAAGGAGAAUGCAUCUUUUGGCGAAUGCGGUGCCACGGACAACAUCACGCCCGCUGAGAAGCUUUCAUUUUGCCCUGUUAACGAAUGCAUCGAGCAAUGGUUGUUCCUUGCGAAGCGAAACAUCGAUACUCUCGCCUUUCAACUGCAGAUGAAGGUGCUCAAAUUUGAGGGCUAUGGCAAGGGCUUCAUCAAGAAACAGCGACUGGGACCUGACAGCUUCGUGCAGAUGGCAUUACAGCUGGCAUUUUACAAAAUGCACAACGAGCCAGCGGCGCAAUACGAGUCUGCCCAUUUGCGCAUAUUCGAAGGCGGGCGCACGGAAACCAUACGCUCGUGCUCCAAUGAAUCUUUGGCCUUUUGCCGCGCCAUGCAGGAUGACAAAGCCACUGACCAGGAGCGUGUUGAUAAACUCCGUGCGGCGGUUAACAGCCAUCAAACCUAUACGAGAUUAGCUCUACAAGGCAAAGGUGUCGAUCGCCAUCUGCUCGGACUUAAACUGAUGGCUGUGGAGAAUGGCAAACCCGUACCGGAAUUCUUCUCUUCGCCCGGUGUCGUCAAGUCGUCGCACUUUCGCAUGUCCACCUCCCAGGUGGCCACGACCUACGAUGCCUUUAUGGGCUAUGGACCCGCUGUGGACGAUGGCUACGCAUGCUGCUAUAAUCCGCGGGAACAAGACAUUAUCCUGGCCAUAUCUGCCUGGCGCUACUGUCAGGCAACAGACCACUUAAAGUUUGCCAAAACCCUGGAACAGUCUUUUCUGCAAAUGAAAGAUAUUUUAGAGAAAUGCCCAGCACCAGUUCCAGCGAAAACUGAUAAUCCAAAAUCGAAAUUGUAGUGGAAUACUCUUGGAGAUACAUCAAGAUACAACGCUCAAAAUGGAGGAAAUUGUAACUAUAUACAAAGUGCCUUUUCCAGUUAUUGUCUUUUGGACAGAUGUUUAAGCAGAGUCUCCUCUUUGAUACACUUUACUGAUAAUUCAAUUGUUAGAAAUAUUGAAUUAAA